AUGCACAAAGGCACCCAAUUGGUUUGUUUUAUUGCCAUCUUGAUGUUAUUGGCAACAAGCUGGGGAGGAAUAGAAGCAAGAUCAUUUCACGGCCGUGAUUUUCAGGAUCUGCUGGAAGCCUUAGACAAUAACCUUGAACAACGUGCAAGUUGUAAUAAUGGUUGUAGUUGUCGUCGUGCUGGUAUUUUUUCUCCUUAUUUUUGUGCUACUGUUGGUCGUGGUGGUACUGGUCCUCUUUCUUCUGUGGUUGUUAGAAGAAAACAUGAAACAAUAUAUAUACUCCAUCAUAUUUAUUGUCGCAAUCGCCUAUUUAUUCCAGCUAUUAUUUAUACCAGAACGAACGAUUUUUACUAA
Molecule: messenger RNA, 354 nt
Organism: Adineta ricciae
Lineage: Eukaryota; Metazoa; Rotifera; Eurotatoria; Adinetida; Adinetidae
Source: the annotation of a GenBank genome assembly